CAGCAAGUAUCAGACUUCAACAAAAGAACCUGACUUCUCUCUUUGCUUUUAUUGUCUUAGCCCACCAAACAUGAGAGGGACUGCAUUAACUCAGGCAGCCAUCUCCGCUCUUCUCAUCUCUGGAAUGAACCCCAACUACAUUCUGUGCUGACAGAUAGGCAAAGAAGUUAAAGCAAGACAGAACAACUUCUUCUUGCGCAGAGAUCCGAGAGGAACCCAGAGUUUCUGAAAUCUACAAGCGGCCAUGGAAUCCCAGAUCUAUGGCCUCUGCAAAUUUGUUGCCGUCCUCUUCUUCUUUUUAGCUCCAAUUGAUGCUACAUUGCGCGAAAUGCCGCCGGGGAAGCAUUCCGGCGCGGCGAACUCAGCUGCCCAGAUCAAUUCCAACUCUGUGUUGGUGGCCCUUUUGGAUUCUCGUUACACGGAGCUCUCUGAGCUCGUCGAGAAGGCCCUUUUGCUCCAGACCCUCGAAGAGUCUGUUUCUCGCCACAAUAUCACGAUUUUUGCGCCGAGGAAUGAGGCUUUGGAGCGAGAUUUGGACCCGGAGUUCAAGCGGUUCUUGCUUGAGCCCGGGAAUCUCCGGGCUUUGCAGAAUCUGCUUCUCUUCCACAUGAUGCCCACCCGCAUUGAUUCCCAAAACUGGCCGAAUGACUCACGGGUCGCUCCGAGUCUAUCCGCCGCCGGCGAGAAUCUCGUCGUGUCUCAGAGGAAAGGGGAGAGACGUGUCGGCGCCGCGAGAGUUGUCCGGCAAGACGACAUAGUCCGUCAGGACGGCGUCAUCCACGGAAUUGAGCGCGUGUUGAUCCCCGAGUCGGUGCAGCAGAAUUUCAACACCAGGAGGAACUUGCGCUCCAUCUCCGCCGUCCUCCCCACCGGAGCUCCGGAGGUUGACCCGAGAACCCACCGACUAAAAAAACCUGCAGCAGUCCCAGCUGGUGCGCCUCCCGUAUUGGCCAUUUACGACGCCAUGGCUCCGGGCCCAUCUUUAGCUCCGGCUCCUGCACCAGGCCCCGGCGGACCCGUCCACCACUUCGAUGGGGAGAGCCAGGUCAAGGAUUUCAUCCAGACAUUACUACAUUACGGCGGGUACAACGAAUUUGCUGAUAUUCUUGUAAACUUGACAUCUAUGGCAACUGAAAUUGGAAAAUUGGUAUCCGAAGGAUAUGUAUUGACUGUUCUAGCUCCAAAUGACGAAGCUAUGGCCAAACUGAACACCGAUCAACUGAGCGAGCCAGGAGCGCCGGAGCAGAUAAUGUACUACCAUCUGAUCCCGGAGUAUCAAACGGAGGAAAGUAUGUACAAUGCGGCCAGGAGGUUCGGGAAAAUCCAUUAUGAUACUCUGAGAUUGCCGUAUAAGGUGGUGGCACAGGAGGCUGAUGGGUCGGUGAAAUUCGGCCAUGGAGAAGGCUCAGCUUAUUUGUUCGACCCGGAUAUAUAUACAGACGGGAGAAUCUCCGUACAGGGGAUUGAUGGCGUUCUGUUUCCGGUAGAGGCCAGUCAGCUGGCGGCAGCUCCUCCUACUAAACCUCCCACUGUUGCUUCAAAGCCAAGAAGAGGGAUGAUGGAAGUGGCAUGCGGUGUGUUUGGAUCGUUGGGUUUCACCAGCUGUCUUUAAGAUUAAGAAAAUUCCAAAAACUUGAAGGAUUGAUACGCAAGAAUAUAGGAAAUGGUAUGCAGUAGUGUGUUUUUUCAAAGAGUUGCAGGAAGAAUAAUUCCAUCUUACAGCGUGAUAUAUAUUUCUGAAUAAAUUCGCAGUUUCUCAGGACAGCCGUGUUGAAGAAAAGGGGGAAGGGAAGAGCUUCGCACUGAAGUAAACUACCUAGAAGGGGAAGAAGUAAAUUCUGCUAUAUUUUGUUGUGAUGAUAAUAAUAAUAAUAAUACUAUUCAACAACACUUGUAAUUACAUAUUAAUUAUUUUUAUUUGUAUUUAAUUUUAAUUUGUUUCUACCGACACUUUUGUAUGAAAAAACCCCAAAAAAGUUAUUAGUCUCAUCAGUCAUUAUUAUUCGAUCAUAGCGUUGUAGGUGGUGCUUACUUAGAGCAACUCCAACCAUCGCCAUUUCUUACAC
Cuscuta epithymum is the source of this 2066-nucleotide messenger RNA. The record is from the annotation of a GenBank genome assembly. NCBI's taxonomy places the organism in Eukaryota, Viridiplantae, Streptophyta, Magnoliopsida, Solanales, Convolvulaceae.